Conger conger (European conger) is the source of this 5410-nucleotide messenger RNA. RefSeq names its product neuregulin 1 (gene nrg1). Gene Ontology annotation, molecular function: chemorepellent activity; protein tyrosine kinase activator activity. Gene Ontology annotation, biological process: intracellular signal transduction; animal organ development; nervous system development. The transcript is spliced from 11 exons. NCBI's taxonomy places the organism in Eukaryota, Metazoa, Chordata, Actinopteri, Anguilliformes, Congridae. Bases 1 to 2349 code for a protein of 782 amino acids. The record is from RefSeq and is a predicted model, not a curated record.
AUGCGGAGCCACCUUACCACAUCGCAGAGUUCAUUUACCGUCCCUGUUUUUUGUGGGAUUUUUGUGACCGUUUCCAUCUCUCUGCACGGGGCUCCCGCCAGUAAUCUCACUUGUUACCACACUCCUCCCGUUGCUUCCGUGCAGGAGUUGGUGCACCGGUCGGGUGUUGUGGUUGAAGGGAAAUUGCAGCCGGAGGGACAGGCAAACGACAUGAACCAAGAGGAGAGAGAAAUUCUCCUCCAGGAACGAGCUCGUGCGACACUGAACGACAGCGAGGCGCAGAAAAUGGAUGAACCAGCCAAAGCCUCCGGGGAAUCACUGCCGAACAGGACCUCGGAAACCUACCAGGUCAGAGUGAAGGUGCACCAAGUGUGGGAAGUUAAAGCAGGGGGUCUUGAAAAGGAUACUGUCGUUUCCCUAGUUUGGAACCUAGAAGAAAACUGUUCCGCACUGAAGACAGACAGGAAGUAUAUGUUCUUUUUGGAGCCUACAAAUGACACCUCUGUGUUCAAUGUCGUUUACCCACCUGUCGAGACCAGACGCAGCGUGAGAAAAGAUGUCAGCAAAGUACUCUGUCAAGGUUGCGCCGCCCCCAAGCUGAAGCCCAUGAAGAGUGUGGAGAUGGCGGACGGAAAGAAGAACUCGCUCAAGUGCGAGGCGAGGGCUGCCAACCCAGUGCCCAAGUUCAAGUGGUACAAAGACGGGAAGGAGUUCAGCGGCAAAAACAAACCCAAAGAUGUCAAAAUAAAGAAAAGGAAAGGAGGGAUGACUUCAGAGUUGCGAUUCGGGAAAGCAAAGGUGUCAGAUUCCGGCAUGUACACGUGUGAGGCCAUCAAUGACCUUGGAAGAGACCAGAUCACCGCAAACAUGACAGUCAUCAAGACGGCCACCAGCACCACUCCCUCCGUAAAGACCUCCAGCCAUGUGAUGCCAUGCAGUGAGCGUGAGAAAAAGUACUGUGUGAACGGUGGAGAGUGCUUCACUCUGGAGAUCAAACCAGGAGAGCUCAAGAACCUCUGCAGGUGCCCAAAUGAAUUUACUGGUGAUCGCUGCCAAAACUACGUAAUGGCCAGCUUUUACAAGCAUCUUGGGAUUGAAUUUAUGGAAGCUGAGGAGCUGUAUCAGAAACGUGUGCUUACCAUAACGGGAAUCUGCAUUGCACUCCUGGUUGUUGGCAUCAUGUGUGUUGUCGCCUACUGCAAAACAAAAAAACAGAGGAAAAAACUUCACGAUCGACUGAGGCAGAGCCUGAGGAGUGAGCGCAAUGCCAUGGCGGCCAUGGCCAACGGCCCGCAGACGCCCCAGCCCCCCUCUGAGAACGUCCAGCUCGUCAACCAAUAUGUGUCGAAAAAUGCUGUCCCUGCCGAACAUGUAAUCGAGAAGGAAACUGAAACGUCAUUCUCUGCAAGCCAAUACACUUCGUCAGCCCAUCAAUCUACAACAGUCACCCACACUUCCAGCCAGAGCCGGGGAAAUGGGCGGAGCGAGAGCCUGCUCUCCAACAGCCGCUCGGUGCUGGUGAUGUCAUCGUCCGUGGAGAACAGCAAGCACACAACGCCCUCCAGUCGCCGGGGGCGUCUCAACGCCACAGGGGGUGUGCCCAAUGCCAACGCCUUCCUGAAGGACCCCAGAGACACGCCAGACUCUUACAAGGAUUCCCCCUAUAGCGAGAGGUAUGUGUCGGCCAUGACGACCCCGAGCCGGCUGUCUCCCGUGGACCUGCAGUCCCCGGUGUCGCCCCAGUCCCCUCCCACCGAGACGUCCCCGCCCCUCUCCAGCCUGGCCACGUCCGUGCCGUCGGUGGCCGUCAGCCCGCUGGGCGAGGAGGAGCGCCCCCUGCUGUUCGCCACUCCGCCCCGCCCACGCGACAAGCAGCGCCCAGACCACGCCCACUCCCACAGCGGCCAAUAUCAGCGCAACUCCGCCCACUACAACCACGGCCAGGACACCCGCAGCGCCCCGCCCAGCCCGCUCCGCAUCGUGGAGGACGACGAGUACGAGACCACGCAGGAGUACGAGGCCCCCGCCCCCCAGCCCCCCCGAAAAGUGCCCGACGGACGCAGGGCCAAAAGAACAAAGGCGAACGGGCCGGGGGCGCCGGCCGAGUCCAACAGCGACAGCAGCUCGGAGAGUGGCAGCUCGGAGAGCGAAACAGAAGAUGAGCGCGUGGGCGAGGACACGCCCUUCCUCAGCAUACAGAACCCGCUGGCUGCCAGCCUGGAGUCGGCAGCCAGCUUCAGGUCCGCCGACAGCAGCAGGACUAACCCAGGACUCCGGCUCUCCCCGCAGGACGAUUUACAGGCCAGGUUAUCCAGUGUCAUAGCAAAUCAAGAUCCCAUCGCUGUAUAGAGCGGGAGAUAGCAAUGCGUUACUUGUCAGACAUAAAGUUAAAAAAAAAGAAAAAAAAAAAGAAUAAAUAAAAUUUAAAAAAUUGUACAGUCACCACUAAACCUUUAUUUUAUAUAAAUUAAGUAUUUGAGGGAAAUAAUUUUAAAAAAUAAAACUUUUAUUUUAGCGAAGUAGUGAAUAAAGUCUUUUAUAAAUUAAAUGUGUGCAAAUGUGUUCGUGUCAUGGAAGUGCCAUACACUAGUAUGUAGCAUAGGUCACAGUAUUUCAAUGGAAAAGAUUAUCAAUGGUGCCUUUAUUUUCAGUUUUGUGAGCAGAAGAGAAAUGCAUUACGAUGCUGGGCCAUAUAUUCAAGAGCUUCAUGUCGCCAAAUAUUUGCUUUCUUGCUUUUUUAAGUUGAGACAAAUUCCACCAGCAGUGUGUAUUUAAUGAUGCCAUGACUCAUUCCUAACUAAUAUCCAUACAAAUAUUCAUGCAAGUACAAUGCAUAGAUUUGUGCUUUGAAAAUUAUUUUUACAGGUAAAAUUGUAGGAAACCGUAGUGAUAAAUAUAUUUGGGUAGAGGACGAAUAAACGAAUACAGCAACACUUACAUAAUCAAAAAGGUCUGCUCUAAAGAUAUUGCCUUUUAAAUUGCCAGGUAUGUAUGCUUAUAAGCUUUUUUCCCAAGCUUCUAGAUAUAAAAAAAUACUUGCUAUUUGGUAAUUAUAUGCAGGCAUAUUUUUGUAUUGGAUAUUGGGUACGGUUAGAUUUGGUAUUUUUGGAUGUAGGAUUGAAGAAUAAUGUGAGAUCACAUGGACCUGUACGUGUCCAACAGUUCCACCUGCUGAAUGGAAUGAUGCCUCAUGUCUGACUUCUUUGAUUACAACUUCGAAUGAAAUCUCCAGCGUUAUGGGGACAAAGUGAUUUUCAAAAAAAUAAUCUGGUCACCGCUAUUUCCGUGAUAUGCCCUGACAGUAUUUCUUUCUUUCGGCAUAGUGUGUCCGUGCAGGUGUGCCUGUGUGCAUGUGUGUAUGUGUUUGCGCUUUCCUGGGUCGUCCAUGUUCUGAGGUGUAUGAAGUAGCAGCAUUAUCCAUGUCAGUUACUGUAUAUGUGAACUCUUGAAUAUAUGGCUCAUUACUUCAGAGUGUUUCCACACAUACAUCGGUUCUUAAGUAAUGCAUUGUGGGGGGUAUUAUAGCACCAGUUAUUAGUAGUAAAUCUGUAGACAUCAAAAGCCUCUUUAUUUGCUUGACUGUAUUAAAAGUAUUUGCCACAAGCUUUACUCCUGCGCUUCUGUGUCCUUACACCCAUGUGAAAUGUUACAUUAUCCCAAGUGUUUUUGUUUCUUCUUCCCUCUGUGCACUUUGUUUUAUGUGUUUAUGUAAAAAAAUGAUUUGUAUUUAACAUAAACAUUUACCCUUUACGUUCCUAUUCAUGUAGUAUUUUUGUUAUAUUCUACAGCUAUGUCAUGGACAUAUAUUAAUCCUCCAGUUUAAGGGAUGGCAACACCCCCACCCCUUCCCCUAAAACUGAUGUUUGUAAAAUCCAUAUUUAAAAAGGAACAACAUUCAUGACCUAGAGAAACAAAACCGCAAGGUACAGUAAAUAUGUCAUGUCCAGGACCUGUGUAUGCUGUGACACAACAGUAUUGGAUUUAAGAAUAAUGUUUGUUCCCUUCAGUCUAUGACAGUUCUGAGAAGAACUGUAUGCUCAUGGUCUUGAUUCGAAAACCAUACGCAAAAACAUAUGCUACCCAAAGAAAUAAUUAUGUACCUUACAAGACAGUACAUAAACUGUACUUUUCUCAAAAAAGGCCCACCGAAGAUACUUUUAUAUUUAUCUUAUUUAUGUAUUUAUUUAUUUAUUUAUUUUUGGGCCUUAUAUAAUCAAUUAUAGAUUCUAUAUUUUAACCUGAAGUGUUUUAUACAUUAAGUUGGUAUAUGAAAAAACUGAAGAUUUAUAUAUAUUUUUUGUUUGUUUGUUUAUUUACUUUGUGUUUUGAUGACCCUUAAAGCCCUUUCUACAGAAUGGGAUUUAAGCGUUAUUUUGGUUGUUUUUUCUUUUUUGCCACUGUCCACAUUUUUACUUCUGUUCGUGUACAUAAUAAAAUCAAAUUAAAAUGCACAAGAUGAUUUAAUUUUUUCUAUUUUCUAUUUUUUUUCUUUAAACUUUUUGGGGUUACCUACACAAUGCUUUUGAUUGUAACUGCAUAAAAUGUGAAUCAUAGGAAAUAAUUUGCAUACCUGUGGAUUUAAACUUCCCAAUUUUAUCAUAUAUAAAUUUGUAUAGUCUAUAAUCUUUUUUCUCCAGUUGAGGAGGCAUACCCCAUGAUGCAUUACUUUAAACCCACGAUGUGUCCAUUAAUGUAAAUACACCAUUAGAACAUUGACCAUCUUGGAUCUGAAUAGAUAUAUUAAACACUGUGUCUAGUGUUUAUCAGUUCUCAUUCACUCCAUAACUGACUCUUUCUCCCUUCAAUACUGUCAUACAUGGCACUGAUGCAAUUACAUUGUUAUAUAUUUUUUAUUUUUUGGAUCUUUAGCUGCAGUUGUUCUGUACCUGUUCUUGCCACUGAAAUGUAAUUAUGCAUUCUAAUUGGGUACUGGGUUUGGCAACAUUGCUAAUAGUAUAUAUUACAUCACUAACAUCAGAGCAAAUAUAACAGCCUACAGGGAAAUGCAGAAAUGAGAGGUGUUAUUGCGAGCGACACAUGCAUGACCAUGCUGUGCCUAAUGCAUGCAUGCAUUGCGCAAAGGGGAAAAUGUGCAUGAUUUGAGAUGACAAAAUGAUGCACAGUGAUGACUAACGGCUACAAUUGUACAAACAGGGCUUCUGGAACUACUUUUUAUUUUCCCCAUUUCAUUUUAAAAAUCUCGCAAUGGAUUCCCAUUAAAAUGUGCUAAUUCCAGCUUCUGUUGUGUGGAAUAUCCUGUACUGCGUAGGACAUCGCCACAUCUAAUGCUCAAGGGUCUGUGUGAAAUCUGUGAAAUAUCAACCACCGUAUUGCCUGAGAUGGCUGGCAGUGCAUUGUGCAGAAACUGGCACUAUUUCACUAUUCAAUUAAAAUAAAGCAAAGCCUCUUC